Molecule: messenger RNA, 1396 nt
Organism: Patella vulgata (common limpet)
Lineage: Eukaryota; Metazoa; Mollusca; Gastropoda; Patellidae
Exons: 5
Coding region: 65-1396 (443 amino acids)
Molecular function (GO): N,N-dimethylaniline monooxygenase activity; NADP binding; flavin adenine dinucleotide binding
Source: RefSeq, a predicted model, not a curated record
CGAUAUUCAGUAAGGUGUUAGCAGUAAUUCGUGUAUUGGGAAAUAUUAAAAGAAAUUGUUAAGUAUGCCAAGUGAAAAGAAACGUAUCUGCAUCAUUGGGGCCGGAGCUUCCGGAUUAGGCUGUUUGAGAUACUUCACCGAGAAUCAAGAGAGGUUUGACGUAGUGGCUUAUGAACAAGGCUCAAGGAUAGGCGGAACAUGGAUAUAUUCUGACCAACGUGGUAGUGAUAAAAGUGGACAACCAAUCCAUAGUAGUAUAUACAAAUCCCUAGUAAUAAAUAUUCCAAAACAGAUUAUGGCCUUCCCCGAUUUCCAAUUCGAUUCCGACCUUCCAAGUUUUUUCGGCCAUAGCGAGGUUUUAAAAUAUCUAGAGAAGUACACAGAACACUUCCGGUUGCUACCUUACAUCUGGUUUAAUACAAGAGUAUUAAUGGUGAAACCUAAACAUAUCGGCGAUGGUCUGUGGGGAACUAAAUGGAAUGUUAACAUCGAACCAUUGAAUAACUCACACAACAGUCCAUCAUCGAAUGAUUUUGAUGCUGUUAUUGUCUGCACUGGUAACGUGGGUGGCAUGCUUCUUUAUAUCUUUAGCCAAUAUGCAGUACCAAACAUACCUGAUUACCCCGGCUUGAAGAAGUUUAAAGGAACUACCAUUCAUAGUCAUUCCUAUAGAAAUCCAGAGAUAUUCAGAGAUAAGUCGGUGCUUACCAUUGGUGCCUCAUUUUCGGGUUGGGAUAUAACCACAGAAGUUGCCUCAUUAGCCCAAUAUGUCUACUUCAGUCACAGACGGGAGCACAAACUUAGGCAUUUCCCAAAGAACGUUGAAUUGGUAAGCAGUGUUGAAGCGUUCACUAAAAACGCGGUGAUCUUAACAAACGGCAGACAGAUUGCCAUUGAUGCUGUUGUUUUUAAUACGGGGUAUAGGCAUAACUUUUCCUUCCUCUCGCCUGAUUGUGGAUUUGAAGUUACCCCGGACAACACCAUUAGGCAUUUAUAUAAGCAUACCAUAAAUAUCGCAAACCCCACUUUGUCUUUCAUCAGUAUACUCAACAACUCCUUGCCGUUUCCAUGCAUAUCUAUACUAGCCAGAUUUUUCAAGGCUGUCUUAGAGGAACAGAUUAAACUGCCUCCACGAAAGGAGAUGCUUUUAGCUGAACAAGAUGAGUUACAAAAACGUUUAGCUAGGAAUUGGCCCCCAAGAUAUCUCCAUAGGAUGGAAGAUUUUCAGUUUGAAAUGUGUGAUGAGAUUGCAAAUGAAAUUGGUAUCGAAACUCUUCCUCGCUGGAUUAAAAAAUUGUUUGAUUAUCACAUUGUAAAAUUAUUUGAAAAUAUCCAUACUGCUAAGAAAUAUAAUUAUAGAAUAAUUGAACCCGAUAGUUUCGAAAUAAUACCAUAA